This is a messenger RNA of Entelurus aequoreus (snake pipefish), 2228 nucleotides long. Its product is annotated as translation initiation factor IF-2, mitochondrial-like. Gene Ontology annotation, molecular function: GTP binding; GTPase activity. The transcript has 14 exons. The record is from RefSeq and is a predicted model, not a curated record. NCBI's taxonomy places the organism in Eukaryota, Metazoa, Chordata, Actinopteri, Syngnathiformes, Syngnathidae. The coding region runs from base 201 to 1991 and encodes 596 amino acids.
GUCAUGGCGGCGUGCAUGUCCGCAGGACGACGGCAGAUGAACUCUCCUUAAAAGUAGGAGUUAUUUCUUCAUUUUUAACAUUUGUUUCUUCCGCCUGGUGUUUUGGUCACCCUGCAGCUAAAGAAGGCUUCUCAUUUUUGUUUUUUUGACCAAAUCAGACGUGGAUUUUGUUUCAAAGAAGGUGGAAAUUUCAAGAAGAUAUGAUGAUGAUUUCUUCGUUGGUGCGCCGAGUUGGCCGCCUCGUGCACCCAGCCCUACUUCCGGCUACAAGCCCCGCCCCCCUGUUCACCUGCAGGACGCUGGCCUCCAAGCAGGUCAAAGGUGACAGGAAGGAGCAGAGGCCAAAGGUCAACAGGAACAAACAGGAAGUGGAAAUCUGGCAGAGGAUGACGGUGGAGGCGCUCGCUCGCGCCAUGGACCGAGACUUUGAUCACAUUGUGGAGGCGCUGCUGAAUACGUCGCUGGAUGUGGACUGUCUGGAGCCAGACUCGGUUCUGGACGAGAGGUGGAUCAAAGAGGUGGUGACGCGCUCAGGAAUGAAGUUCCGAUGGGCCAAACUGAGCGAGAGUCAAGAAAGAGAGGACAGAGACGCCGUGCCACGACCUCCGGCGGACCAGAGCAGAAUGGUGCAGCGCCCCCCAGUGGUGACGAUCAUGGGUCACGUGGACCACGGCAAGACCACGCUGCUGGAUAGUCUGAGGAAAAGCCAGAUUGCCGCCAAGGAGGCCGGCGGCAUCACGCAGCACAUCGGAGCCUUCCGAGUGGAGUUGCCCACAGGUGAGAGCAUCACCUUCCUGGACACGCCCGGCCAUGCCGCCUUCUCCGCCAUGAGGGCGCGUGGAGCCCACGCCACAGACAUGGUCAUCCUGGUGGUGGCGGCCGACGACGGCGUGAUGAAACAGACGGUGGAAUCCAUCCAGCACGCCAAGCAAGCCGCAGUUCCCAUCAUCGUGGCGGUCAACAAGUGCGACAAACCUCAGGCCGACCCUCAGAGGGUCAAACUGGAACUCCUGGCUCACGAUGUGGUCUGCGAGGAAUUGGGAGGAGACGUUCAGGCCAUCCACGUCUCCGCCCUCAAGGGGGACAACCUGCAGGCUCUGGUGGAGGCCACGGUGGCCCUGGCAGAGGUGCUGGAGCUGAAGGCGGAGCCUGAUGGCCCGGUGGAGGGCGUGGUCAUCGAGAGUCGCACAGACAAAGGCAAAGGUCCCGCCACGACUGCCAUCGUCCAGCGGGGGGCGCUGAAGCGAGGCUCUAUCCUGGUGGCAGGGAAGACUUGGGCAAAGGUGCGCUACCUGUUUGACGAGAAGGGCCGAGCGGUCAAAGAGGCGGGGCCAAGCAUGGCGGUAGAGGUGAUUGGCUGGAAGGAGCUUCCGUCUGCCGGCGAUUCCAUCUUGGAGGUGGAGUCUGAGCAGCGAGCCAGGGAGGUGGUGGACUGGAGGAACCAAGAGGCGGAGCUUCAGAGGAUGAGGGCGGGGCAAAGCGCCAUCCAGGUGAAACAGAAAGAACACCUGGAUGAGUACAGGAAGCAGAGGGAGGGGCUGGCCCACCUCCACUGGCGCCAGAGGAGCGCCCUCAACUAUCUAAACACCAAGGGCAAGCUGAGGCCCAGCGAGCAGACGUCCCACGCCGACCUCAGCCUGCCGCUCAUCAUCAAAGCUGAUGUGGACGGCUCUUUGGAGGCCAUCUUGAGUAUUGUGGACACCUACGACGCUCAGGACCAGUGUGGACUGGCGGUGGUUCACUCUGGCAUCGGCGACGUCUCCGAAAAUGACCUCAACAUGGCGGUGACUUUUGGAGGCAGCGUGUACGGCUUCAACGUGGCGGCCGGCAAGUCUAUCCAGCAGAUGGCGGCCAGGCAGGGUGUCCCGCUGAGGCUCAACGCCGUCAUCUACCAGCUGGUGGAGCAGCUGAAGGCGGAGCUUAACAGCAAGUUGCCGCCACUCCUACAUCACAACACUGUGAGGCGGCGGUGCGGGCCGUGUUCCAUGUGACGCUGGGCAAGAAGAAGAUGGCGGUGGCGGGCUGUCGCGUUCACAAAGGUCAGCUCGAUCGCAAGCUCCGCUUCCGUCUGCUUCGAGGCGGAGAGACGCUGUGGGAAGGUUCUCUGGAGGCGUUGAAGCACCACAAAGACGAGGUGGGCGUGGUGAAGGUGGGAAUGGAGUGCGGCCUGUCGCUGGACUCUGACGUGGCGUUCAACGUCGGCGAUGUCAUCCAAUGUUUGGAGGAGC